Molecule: messenger RNA, 940 nt
Organism: Cladocopium goreaui
Lineage: Eukaryota; Dinophyceae; Suessiales; Symbiodiniaceae
Source: the annotation of a GenBank genome assembly
CAUGAAGCUAUGUCCAAUCAAGCCAGACAGCAUCCAUGACUAGACAUCACCACACUGACCCAUAUCAAUUGCACUUGCGAUUUUGACGGCCCAAAGGGUUCAUUAUGGUUCAUUGAGAUGAAGCCAGUUUGCUUAAUCAUCGGCGCCGGUGCCGGCAUUGGUGGCUGUGUUGCCAAACGCUUCGCAGGCGGUGGCUAUCACGUGGUAUUGUCCAGGAGAUCGGAUCAGGAUGGCCUGGAUCGAUUGAUCAAGGAGAUCCAACAGCAAGGUGGUUCCGCCACUGGACGUUUGGCCAAUGCAGUGGAAGCCGGUGUCAUUGAGAACUUGGUGACCGAAGCAGCUGAAAUUGGACAGAUCGAGGUGCUUAUUUUCAACUUGGGGGCUCAAAUUGGAACAAGAACCUUAGCUCAAACAUCUCUGAAACAAUUUGAGCUGGGCUGGCGGAUGGCAUGCCUGGCACUCUUUCGUGCAGCGCAAGCAGCAAUGCCAAGCAUGGUCAAGAAUGGAAAAGGCUGUUUUCUUGUCACGUCCUCCACAGCUGCCGUGCGCGGGAAUGAGGGACAGCAUGCCCAUGCAGCAGCGAUGGGUGGCAGGCGCAUGUUGUGCCAGACGUUGAAUGCAGAGUUUGGGCCCAAGGGCAUUCACGUGGCCCACAUUGUGGUGGACGGAGCUGUAGAUGCCCCUGAUACACUUGGCAAGCUGAUUGGGCCAAAGAACUUUGCCCAGUUGCGUGACACCGUCGGAUCCAGAGAUGGCUUGCUGGAUCCCAAUCAGAUUGCCGAAAGCUACUGGCACUUGGCCCAUCAACAUCGGUCUGCCUGGACACAUGAGAUGGAUCUGCGGCCAUGGUCAGAGCUGCCAUGGUGGAAUGAUAAGCCACUGCCCACCGCAAAGAUUUAAAUGGAUUGCAGUGAUUGCAGUGGAGAAAAGCGGCCGUAAG